Molecule: messenger RNA, 3932 nt
Organism: Trematomus bernacchii (emerald rockcod)
Lineage: Eukaryota; Metazoa; Chordata; Actinopteri; Perciformes; Nototheniidae
Gene: plekhg5b
Product: pleckstrin homology domain containing, family G (with RhoGef domain) member 5b
Biological process (GO): endothelial cell migration; Rho protein signal transduction
Cellular component (GO): endocytic vesicle; plasma membrane; axon
Molecular function (GO): guanyl-nucleotide exchange factor activity
Source: RefSeq, a predicted model, not a curated record
CGAUGGUUGAUCAGAGAGGACGACGAGACGAAGCAGCGGACAAAAUGUGUUCAACUUCCCCGGCACAGUGUGUAAAGUUCAUAUACGGAAGCCUAUCCAUGGAUGUGCUGAUUUAAACACCCUGAACAAGGUGUUUUUCUCCUCGUAUUUCCAUUUCUACACCGAGGGGGCUUCAGCAACACACGUCGGACGUCGAGGAGAUUUUUUUUUUCCUCAUGUGUGCAGCAGCAACAGGUUAUUUACAGUUUAGCACACACUCCAACGUGCAGCUUUAACCCAGUGGUUGUUAGAUCAGUGUUAACUUUUCGUGGAUGCUGUUGUUUCACUCUUUUCCGUGCAUUCAAAGCGAUGUGUGCCGACCACAGAUCCUAACAAGGCUGAGCAGCAGGCUUUAAAAGGAGGGCGACCACAGAAAGGAGGAUGCCAUAGAUAAGCUAAUAGAGCUAAUUAAACAUCGCUGGGGUGAUUAGCAUUGAUCCUGCCACACACAGACACACAGAUCUGCAACACAGCUGCUGUUGGUGCAGGGGAUUUUUUUUUUCUUCCUGCAUGCAUAGAUGGUGCCAAACAAGUGGACCAUGAAUUCAGUUCUGCACAAAUCACCACCAAGGAGCUGGCUUGGACUCAGACUACGAAUCAAUGACAAGCCCGUCCAGGAGGAGGACUGGGUGGUGUGCCAGCACCCCGAGUGUCACGAGCGCCGGAGGGCCUCCAAGGUUUGCCACCACCCAGACUGCCAAGACCUGAAUAACAAAAGCCCCCUUCACCUGUGCGAGUCAUGUGACUCACGCAGCCACUCGGAGAACACAGACAACAUGCACUUUGACCGGCACCCCCGCUUUGACUUACAACCUCAAGCCUCCAUCCUGGCUCGGAACGUGUCGACGCGCUCCUGUCCCCCCCGCACCAGCCCCCCCUCCGACCUCGAGGAAGAGGAAGAUGGGAGCAAUGACCGCGGGGAGCGUAAAACGGGGGGAAUGAAGUUGAAAAAGAAACCACGGAGACGACACACUGAUGACCCCAGUAAGGAGUGCUUCAGCCUCAAGUUUGAUCUCAACGUGGACAUAAACACGGAAAUUGUACCGGCAAUGAAAAAGAAAACCCUGAGAGAGGUUCUGGGUCCAGUUUUUGAGAGGAACGGCAUUGAGCUGUGCCGGGUCGACCUGUUCCUGGAUCAGUCCAACACGCCGCUGUCACUCAACUUUGAGGCGUACCGUUUCGGAGGACAUUACCUCAAAGUGAAAGCACGUGUAGGGGAUGAGCUGAAGGUGGAGCAGGGGGUGAAGGACUUGCGGUCGCUCAGCCUGCCCAACAUGAAGCCCUCUGAAGGUCAGAGCCCGUACAUCCUCGCCCCGGGCAGCGAGAGGGUGGAGCACGGCUCCCUGGGACGCAAAGAAAACGUGGAUCUGUUGGGUCAGGCUCGACGGAGAAAGAACAUGACCGAGUUCCUGGGAGAAGCGAAUAUUCCCAUCCCCGAGGCUCUGGGGGGGUUGGGCUCCCUGCCCGGCAUCGGGGCCGGGCCUGACAGCUGGAAGAACCGAGCCGCCAGCCGCUUCAGUGGCUUCUUCAGCUCCAGCGCUGGGACGGGGGCCUUCGGAAAGGAGGCGGACCGUCUGGAGCAGCUCCAGAGCAAACUGCACUCCUACAUGACGUUCGGGCUCCCCAAGGUGCCGCAGCAGCUCUCCUUCAACCAGGACUCCUGGGAGGAGGAGGAGGAGGAGCAGGAGACCAACCUGGUGCUGGAGGACAGCUGGCAGAUGCUGCUGGACGACUCUGAGACGUUGACCCGGCGGCAGUUCCACCAGCAGGAGGCGAUCUGGGAGCUGCUGCAGACCGAGGCCACCUACAUAAAGAAACUCCGAGUCAUCACUGAUCUGUUUCUGUGUGGGCUGCUGAACCUGCAGGACAGCGGGCUGCUGACGGAGGUGGAGCCCACCAAGCUGUUCAGCAACAUCCAGGAGCUCGUGGUUCUGCACACCGCCCUGUGGAACUCCGUCAUGCUGCCCGUCCUGCAGAAAGCCCGGCAGAACCGCGCGCUGCUGGACCCCUCAGACCUGCACCAGGGCUUCCAGACGUUUGGCUCCAGGUUCCAGCCGUACAUCCGGUACUGCAUGGAGGAGGAGGGCAUCAUGGAGAACAUGCGCACGCUGCUGCGGGACAACGAUCUGUUCAGGACCUACGUCACGUGGGCAGAGACUCAUAAGCAGUGCAACCGCCUGAAGCUGAUCGACAUGUUGGCCAAGCCUCACCAGAGACUGACCAAAUACCCCCUCCUGCUGACGAGGGUCCUGAAGAAGACGGACGACCCGUCGACACGGGACAAAGUCAACAGCAUGGUGGCGGCAGUGGAAGGCUUCAUCAACAGCGUGGAGUCGAAGAUGAGACAGCGCCAGGAACAACAGAAUCUGGCCACCAUUUCUGCCCGAAUAGACUCCUACGAGGCUGUGGAGGGCAGCAGUGAGGAGGUGGAGAAGAUCCUCAAGGAGUUCAACCGCUUCGACCUCAUGGCUCCCAUGAGAGGAGUUUCCCCGGAGGAGACCCGACAGCUGCAUCUGGAGGCGCUGAAGAUGAAAGAGGGCAAAGACAGCCGAAUGGACGUCCACUGUGUCCUGUUCACUGACCUGCUGCUGAUCACCAAGUCGGUGAAAAGAGUGGAGAAAGUGAAGAUCAUCCGUCAGCCUCUGCUCAUUCAAAACGUCGUCUGUAAGGAGCUCAAAGACCCUGGCUCAUUCAUCCUCAUCUACCUCAAUGAGUUUAAGAGUGCAGUGGCAGCUUACACUUUACAAGCCAACAGCGCCACCCAGGGGCGAAGCUGGAUCGAUGCAAUCUGCAACGUCCAGAACCAGCUCCAGAGGCUGCGCACGGAGGAGGUACUCCGGCAGCAGAGUAGCAAGAAGAGGUGUACGGGCGAGGAAGAGGAGGAGGAGGAAGAUGAGAGCAGCAACUCAAGCUCCCCCUGCCUGAUGCACAAAACCAUCUCUCCUCUCAGCCAAUCAGAUGGCUCCACUGAGACCCUGUCAGUGAUGGACAUCGAUGAACCGAGCGAACAGCCCCCAGCCCCCAACAUGAACCUGGAGGAGUCCGGUGAGAAAGACUCGGACGUGGAUCCCCUCUCUGAAAGGUCUGAGGUCGAGCAGUCCACUCUCAGAGUUCACUCCAGUGUUUACUGUGAUGAGGAGACGGACCCCCAGAACCGCUCCCUCUCCAUGGACAGCGCCUACGGUACCCUCUCCCCCGAAUCCCUCCUGGGAGAGCCUCAGCCCGGCCAGACUGAAGGAGAGGAGGAGGUGGAGGAGGCAGAAAUAGAUGAGAUAGAAGAGGAGGAUGAGGAGGAUGCGGCCUCUUUAGGGUCUCAGAUUUCAGUGAUCCAGUCCUCCAGACCCCGCCGGCGGCCUCACGUUCAGCCCCGACUCCACUGCCUCCAGAGGCUCUCCACCCUGACUCUCUCCCGCUCCGAGGACAAUCUGCUGCAACGCCUCUACGGUAAAACCCAAACAACGGACACACACAGCUCUCAGGGGCCGGACCAAUCAGAACGCAGGGUCGCAUCGCCGCUGGCUCACAGCAGAAGUCUGACGGAGCUCGGACAAAACUGCCUGGAGAUGUUUUCCAGCGACAUCGACCGGUCUGAAGACUGCUUGAGCGCCACCUCAAAUAAACUCUCUGCCACCCUGAGGAGAGCGGAGGUGAGGCAGGCCCCCGCCACGCCCCCUGGUGAGUGUGAGGAGCCCCAAAACAACAGCUCAGACGGGGAAACGGCGCCACCUGCCUGCGUAGAAAGGAUAAAGGACACGACAGCCCCCAGUGAUUCGGGGGAGAUGUCGCCUAAAAAGAGGAAAUCUCCGGUCCAGCAGCACAAGAAGCUGACGCUCGCUCAGCUGUAUAGGAUACGCACCACUCUGGUCCUCAACUCCACACUCACUGCAUCGUAA